Camarhynchus parvulus is the source of this 3575-nucleotide messenger RNA. It is a transcript of the gene TYK2, whose product is annotated as tyrosine kinase 2. Gene Ontology annotation, molecular function: ATP binding; non-membrane spanning protein tyrosine kinase activity; cytokine receptor binding. The transcript is spliced from 24 exons. Gene Ontology annotation, cellular component: cytosol; cytoskeleton; membrane. The record is from RefSeq and is a predicted model, not a curated record. The coding region runs from base 57 to 3575 and encodes 1172 amino acids. Gene Ontology annotation, biological process: cytokine-mediated signaling pathway; intracellular signal transduction; cell differentiation. NCBI's taxonomy places the organism in Eukaryota, Metazoa, Chordata, Aves, Passeriformes, Thraupidae.
CGCUGCGGGGCGGAGGAGCCGGAGCGGCGGCCGGGCCGGGCCGAGCUGCCUCUGCCAUGUCCCUGUGCCGGCGCGGGGCCGCGGCCGAGCCCGAGGGCUGCGGGUUCCCGGCGGGCGCGGGGCUGAAGGUGCUGCUGCACUGGAGCGGGGACGAGGAGCUCGAGCGCUGCCGCGUGUACGGCCGGGGGUCCCUGAGCGCCGAGGAGAUCUGCAUCGACCUGGCACGGAGCCUGGGAAUCACCCCGCUCUGCUACAGCCUCUUCGCCCUGUACGACCCCCAGAGCCGGACCUGGCUCCCUCCCAGCCACCAGUUCCACAUCGGGAAGGACACCAGCAUCAACCUGAUCUUCAGGAUGAGGUUUUAUUUCCGGAACUGGCACGGGAUGAACGACAAGGAGCCGGCGGUUUUCCGGAACGUGCCGCGCACGGGGGAUUCUCCCGAGGAAAAACCUCCUGGAGGGGCUUUACUGGACAGAUCUUCCUUUGAGUACCUGUUUGAGCAGGGAAAAUUCGAAUUCGUCAACGACGUCGCUUCCCUGAAGGAUUUCCAGAGUGAGCCAGAAAUGCAGAAGUUCAAGAACGAGAGCUUGGGGAUGGCCGUGCUGCACCUGUCCCAUAUCGCCAUCAAAAAGGGCAUUUCCCUGGAGGAAGUGGCCAGGAAGUACAGCUUCAAGGACUGCAUCCCGCGCUCCUUCCGCCGCCAGAUCCAGCAGAACAAUUUCCUGACGCGGUUCCGGAUGAAGAACGUGUUCCGGCGCUUCCUGCGGCGCUUCCAGCGGCACACAGUGGCGGCGGGCAGCCUGACGGAGCGGGACGUGAUGUACAAGUACCUGGCCAUGCUGGAGCAGCUGGCUCCCCGGUUCGGGACCGAGCUCUUCCCGGUGCUGGCCCUGGAAACGGCGGCCGAGGGCGAGAAGGGGCCGUUCUGUGCCAACGGGGGCUGCACGGAGCCCGGGGAUUGCCCGGUCACUCACCACGUGCUGGUCACCGGCACCGGCGGCAUCCAGUGGAGGCCGGUGCCUGCAGAGAGCACGGAAAGCUUCUCCCAGCGUGGAUAUUUUGGGAGGAAAAGCAGGAGCAAGGAGCCGGAGGCGCCGCCGGCCGAGGAGCGGAGCGAGCCCCCCUGGUGCCAUUUCUGCGAUUUUCGGGAAAUCACCCACGUGGUGGUCAAGGACUGCAGGAUCAGCAUCCACCGGCAGGACAACAAGUGCCUGGAGGUGCUGCUGCCCUGUCCCAGCAGUGCCCUGGCUCUGGUGUCGCUGGUGGACGGAUAUUUCCGCCUGACAGCCGACUCCAGCCACUACCUGUGCCACGACGUGGCCCCGCCGCGGCUGCUGCUGAGCAUCCACAACGGCAUCCACGGGCCCAUGCAGGAGGAGUUCGUUUUUGCCAAGCUCCGCCGGGAGGAGCCGGAGGAAGGGCUCUACAUCCUCCGCUGGAGCGUCCUGGAUUUCAACCGCAUGAUCCUGUCCGUGCUCAAGAGGAGCCACCAGCAGGCUCCUGGGACACCGGGAGCCUUCAAGUUCCGGCAGUUCCGCAUCCAGAAGAAGGGAGACUCCUUCGUGCUGGAGGGCUGGGAGCGCGAGUUCCCCUCCCUGCGGGAGCUCCUGGACGUGCUCAAGGGCUGCACCCUCAGAUCCGGCGAGGAGAACUUCACGGUGAAGAGGUGCUGCCCGCCCAAGCCGGGAGAGAUCUCGGACCUGCUGAUCACACGGAAGGCGAAGGACAACGGGAAGCAGAUCCUGAACCUCACCCAGCUCAGCUUCCACCAGAUCCGCAAGAACGAGAUCACCCAGCGAGCCCACCUGGGCCAGGGCACCCGGACCAACAUCUACGACGGGGUCCUGAGCGUGUGCGGGAGCUCCGGGAACGACGACGAGGCCGAGUAUUUCUGCACGGAGCAGAACAACAACGGGCGGGAGAUGCACGUGGUGCUCAAAGUGCUGGACCCCAGCCACAGGGACAUCGCCCUGGCGUUCUUCGAGAGCGCCAGCCUGAUGUCACAGGUGUCCCACGUGCACCUGGCCUUCGUGCACGGCGUCUGCGUGCGCGGCUCCGAGAACAUCAUGGUGGAGGAGUUUGUGGAGCACGGGCCCCUGGACGUGCUGCUGCGCAAGGAGAAGGGCCGGAUCUCUGUGGGGUGGAAAAUCACCGUGGCCAAACAGCUGGGGAGCGCCUUGAGCUACCUGGAGGAUAAGAACCUGGUGCACGGGAACGUGUGUGCCAAGAACAUCCUGCUGGCCAGGAAGGGGCUGGAGGAUGGAUCCGUGCCCUUCGUGAAGCUCAGCGACCCCGGGGUCAGCUUCACCGUGCUCUCCCGGGAAGAGCGCGUGGACAGGAUUCCCUGGAUCGCCCCGGAAUGCAUCCGGGAUGUGGGGAACCUCAGCACGGCCUCGGACAAGUGGAGUUUUGGGACAACACUCCUGGAAAUCUGCUUCGACGCCGACGUGCCGCUGAAGGAGCGCACUCCCUCCGAGAAGGAGCGUUUCUACGAGAAGAGGCACCGGCUGCCGGAGCCUUCGUGCCGGGAAUUGGCCUCGCUGAUCUCCCGGUGCCUCAACUACACCCCGGUGGAGCGGCCGUCCUUCCGCACCGUGCUGAGGGAGCUGACCCGGCUGCAGCCGCACCACCUCGUGGACGUCACGUCGGUGAAUCCCGACUUCCCGGUGUCGGAUCCCACCGUCUUCCAGAAGCGGUACCUGAAGAAAAUCCGGGAGCUGGGCGAGGGCCACUUUGGGAAGGUGAGCCUGUGCUGCUACGACCCCACCAACGACGGCACUGGGGAGAUGGUGGCGGUGAAAUCCCUGAAAUCUGGGAGCAGCCCCCAGCUCCUGAGCUCCUGGAAGAGGGAAAUCCAGAUCCUGAAGACCCUGUACCACGAGAACAUCGUCAAGUACAAGGGCUGCUGCAGCGAGCAGGGGGACAAGGUGGUGCAGCUGAUCAUGGAGUACGUCCCGCUGGGAAGCCUCCGGGAAUUCCUGCCCAAGCACCCCCUGAGCCUGUCCCACCUCCUGCUCUUCGCCCAGCAGAUCUGCGAGGGCAUGGCCUACCUGCACUCCCUGCACUACAUCCACCGGGACCUGGCAGCCAGGAACGUGCUGCUGGAGAACGAGCACGUGGUGAAAAUCGGGGAUUUUGGGCUGGCCAAGGCCGUCCCCGAGGGCCACGAGUACUACAGGGUGCGGGAGGAUGGCGACAGCCCCGUGUUCUGGUACGCCCCGGAGUGCCUCAAGGAGUGUAAAUUCUACUACGCCUCGGAUGUUUGGUCUUUUGGGGUGACCCUCUACGAGCUCCUGACCCGCUGCGACCCCGGGAGCAGCCCCCCAGCCAAAUUCCUGGAGAUGAUCGGGGCCACGCAGGGGCAGAUGACGGUGCUGAGGCUGAUCGAGCUCCUGGAGAGGGGGAAGAGGCUCCCCAUGCCCAGGGAUUGUCCCUGUGAGGUUUACCGGCUGAUGAAGAACUGCUGGGAGGCCGAGGCCUCGUUCCGCCCGGCCUUCCCCAACCUCGUGCCCGUGCUGAGGAGCUUCCAGGAGAAGUACCGGGCUCAGGCCCCCUCUGUCUUCAACCUCUGCUGA